Molecule: messenger RNA, 840 nt
Organism: Haemonchus placei
Lineage: Eukaryota; Metazoa; Nematoda; Chromadorea; Rhabditida; Trichostrongylidae
Source: the annotation of a GenBank genome assembly
AUGGUCACUUGUUAUCUAUUUCUAGCACCGAGGAUACUAGUGCAUAAUGGCUCCUACGUGUUCCUUACAACUGGUCGAGGUUCCGAAUGGUCUGCAGCACCAGCUCUGAUCCUAGUUUAUAAUGCAACACUCAUAUCGACAUUGGUAUAUAGUACGAACAGCUUUAUUUAUAGAUUUAUUCAGUUAUGCAGGCCUCACCUUUUCUUCAUCUAUACAUCAUUUAAAUGUUUGGCGGUAUAUACAGUCAUUAAUGUUGCUCUUAUUUCGAACUGGGUCCUUAUGGUCUACUUCACUGGAUGGCCAAAACCACCAUUUACAGCACAUCUGAAGGAGCUUUUGAUGACUGACUAUGACUUUAACCUUGGCAACCGGGCCUUUGUUGGGUUCUCACUCGAUAUGUUACCUAAAGACGAAUUUGUUAUGCUAGUGGAGGCGCUUUCGCUACUUAUUGUACUGGUCUGUAUAGCAUUUUCAUGUGCUCUUCGUGUACAUUUUUAUUUGAAGACCAACGCUCUCAGUGCUCAGACCAAAAGAAUGCAAAAGACGUUAUUCGUCGUCUUACUCAUCCAGACGGCAUGUCCUGUCAUUCUUCUACAUAUACCAUUGUUCACAAUAUAUUUAUUACUGUUUACUGGCUGCAAUACACCUUGGCCAUUGAACUUUUGUGGUGGAAUUCUCAUGUCGGCAUAUCCGUUCUUUUCACCGAUCAUCGUCAUGCUCUAUAUGAAAGAUUAUCGACGUUUCAUUUUUCGGUUGGGUGCCUAUGAUAGGCGACGUCCAUCUGGAACAACAAUGUUUAUUACUACGGCUGGAAGACCAUCCGCUUCAUUGAAGUUCUAG